Hibiscus syriacus is the source of this 2853-nucleotide messenger RNA. RefSeq names its product protein ROOT HAIR DEFECTIVE 3 homolog 2-like. The transcript has 22 exons. Gene Ontology annotation, biological process: endoplasmic reticulum membrane fusion. The coding region runs from base 242 to 2692 and encodes 816 amino acids. The record is from RefSeq and is a predicted model, not a curated record. Lineage: Eukaryota; Viridiplantae; Streptophyta; Magnoliopsida; Malvales; Malvaceae. Gene Ontology annotation, molecular function: GTP binding; GTPase activity. Gene Ontology annotation, cellular component: endoplasmic reticulum.
CUUCUCUACAAUUCGCCAUUUUCCUUCUCACACAACCACCAAAACUCCAAACAAACCUUAACCAUCAAGGAAAUUUAAAAAGAAAAUUCAAAGAAAUAAAAAACUGUCUACGGUAUCUGAUUCUUCACUAAAACCAAGACAAAUCACUGAAAACCUAAUUUCGUUACUGUUUAUUCUGUGCUUACAUAUUCACCUUUGAUUCCUCUGUUUUUUUUUGGAUUGUUGAUCCGUUUUUGUGGAGAUGGCGGAACUAGAUAAUUGUUGCUCGACGCAAUUGAUCGAUGGAGAUGGAGAGUUUAAUGUGGUUGGACUCGAUAACUUCAUGCGGACUACUAAUUUCUCAAACUGUGGUCUCUCUUAUGCCGUCGUCGCCAUCAUGGGCCCUCAGAGUAGCGGGAAGAGCACCCUGUUAAAUCAUCUUUUCCACACAAAUUUCAGGGAGAUGGAUGCAUAUAGGGGAAGGAGUCAAACCACCAAGGGUAUUUGGAUUGCACAUUGCGUUGGAAUAGAGCCUUUCACCAUUGCCAUGGAUUUGGAAGGUACUGAUGGAAGAGAAAGAGGCGAGGAUGACACUACAUUUGAGAAACAAAGUGCCCUUUUUGCUUUGGCAAUUGCCGAUGUUGUGCUAAUUAACAUGUGGUGUCAUGAUAUUGGUCGGGAGCAGGCUGCCAACAAACCGCUACUAAAAACAGUUUUUCAGGUAAUGAUGCGAUUAUUCAGCCCCCGGAAAACAACACUGCUAUUUGUUAUACGUGAUAAAACAAAGACCCCCCUUGAAUAUUUGGAGCCUAUAUUAAGGGAAGAUAUUCAAAAGAUAUGGAAUGUAGUUAGUAAACCUGCUGCCCAUAAAGAUACACCCCUCAGUGAAUUCUUUAAUGUGGAGGUCACCGCUUUAUCAAGCUAUGAAGAAAAAGAGGAGCAAUUCAAAGAACAGGUUGCUGAAUUAAGGCAGCGGUUUUUCAAUUCUAUUUCUCCGGGAGGACUAGCCGGUGAUAGACAGGGUGUUGUCCCUGCCUCUGGAUUCUCUUUCAGUGCACAACAGAUAUGGAAAGUUAUAAAAGAGAACAAGGAUCUGGAUCUUCCUGCUCACAAGGUAAUGGUUGCCACUGUUCGUUGUGAAGAGAUUGCCAAUGAGAAGUUCUGUCGCUUAUCCUCUGAUGCGGAUUGGUUAGCAUUGGAAGAAGCUGUUCAAUCUGGGUCAGUAUCUGGUUUUGGGAGAAAGCUGAGUACUAUCCUAGAAACCUACUUUUCAGAAUAUGACUCAGAGGCAAUCUACUUCGAUGAGGGUGUAAGAAAUGCAAAACGGAAACAACUGGAGUCAAAAGCUUUGGAUCUUGUGCAUCCUGCUUAUCUCAAACUGCUAGGACAUUUACGCUUCAAAUCACUUGAAGGUUUUAAGUCUAGACUGGAUCAAAUGCUGAAGGAAGGAGAAGGAUUUGCAGCUUCUGCUCAUGCAUGUACCAAGUCUUGUAUGCUUGAGUUUGACCAAGGAUGUGCAGAUGCUGCUAUCAGACAUACUAAUUGGGAUGCUUCUAGCGUUAGGGAAAAACUGCAACGAGAUAUUGAUGCUCACAUAUCAUCUGUUCUUAAUGCAAAAUUGUCUGAAUUGGUUGCUAGAUAUGAGGAAAAACUUAGACAAUCACUAUCUGAGCCAGUGGAAUCUCUACUUGAUGCUGCUGAAAGAGACACCUGGGCUUCAAUAAGAAAGCUUCUUACACGUCAGACUGAGAAUGCUGUGUCAGAGUUUUCAACUGCCAUUUCUAGUUUUGAGUUAGACCAACCUUCAAUGGAGAGCAUGCUGCAAGGUUUGAGGGAUUAUGCAAGAAAUUUGGUUGUGAAGAAAGCAAAAGAACAAGCUGGAAAAGUUCUGAUCCUAAUGAAGGAUAGGUUCUCAACUGUAUUCAGUCAUGACAGCGAUUUAAUGCCAAGAGUUUGGACUGGAAAAGAAGACAUUAAGACAAUUACUAAGGAUGCUCGUAGUGCGUCUCUGAGGCUGUUAGCUGUUAUGGCUGCCAUCCGGUUGGAGGAGAAACUAGAUAAAAUCGAAAACAUACUAUUUUCUUCCCUAAUGGAAGGAACAGAAACUUCUCCAGACCUUCUUGCCUCUAGCAAAUGGGAGGAGGUUCCUCCUGAAAAUACCCUUAUUACACCGGUGCAAUGCAAGUCAUUGUGGAGACAAUUCAAAGCAGAGACAGAAUAUAUAGUUACUCAAGCUAUUUCAGCACAGGAGGCUUACAAGCGAAGUAACAACUGGUUGCCUCCCCCAUGGGCAAUUGCGGCAAUGAUUAUCCUUGGAUUUAACGAAUUUAUGCUUCUUAUAAGGAAUCCUCUCUAUCUUAUGUUUCUAUUUGUUGCAUAUUUAAUCUCAAAAGCCAUGUGGGUAAAGAUGGAUGUCCCAGGGCAGUUUGAACAUGGCACUCUGGCUGGACUAAUCUCUAUUUCAUCGAGGUUCCUUCCUACUGUGAUGAAUCUUCUAAAGCAACUCGCCGAAGAGGCUCAAGGCCAUCAAACUCCCGAGCCCCCGAAGCAACAACCAUUAGUAGCAAUUCAAAGUUUCAGGAACCAAAGUCAGCCAAAUCCAACAAGCUCAAUUCCAGAGUCAUCUGUUUCGUCCAACGUCUCAGUAUCUGAUAGUGGUCCUGAGUUCUCAAACCCUAACUUAAACGCAGAGAAGAAACACAAAAACUCCUGAAGCUGAGCUUUCUUGAUAAAAGCCAGCUUUCCCGUGUAGAAUGUAUAACAAAUAGGUCCAAAUACUUCCGAAUGAAAAAUGGGAAUAUAUUGAGAGGGAGGGAGGGUCUUACAUACGUAGCAAAGGAACAAAUAACGAAGGAUAGGCUUACCAAAGUUGCC